Molecule: messenger RNA, 7939 nt
Organism: Caenorhabditis angaria
Lineage: Eukaryota; Metazoa; Nematoda; Chromadorea; Rhabditida; Rhabditidae
Source: the annotation of a GenBank genome assembly
AUGCCACUUUUGCACAAAAAACCAUUUCGAAGAGCUGAAAAACCGCCGGAUUUGAAAUAUGAUACAAAAGUGUUUUAUUUGGAGGCGACAAAUGAGAUUUUCUUGAGACAUGAGUAAGUUUUCGGGGAUUUUUUUUAAUUCCACAGAAAUUUUUGAAUUUUUUUAAAAAUUCAAUCCUAGGUUACUGUGUCUCAUUUUUUUUGAAGCGAAAUUUAGCGCGAAAAAUUAAUCAUUUUCAUCCCAAAAAAAACAUUUUUCGAAAUUUCCCAAGAUUUUUAAUUUCAACGUGACCCAAUUUUUUUCCAUCUCAAAUUCCCCGUUCUUCCCAAAAUCCUCAGCAUUUCUCCUAAUUUCCAGAGAUUAUUUCAAUCGAGUGAUAGAAUUAAAUUCAACAGUUUGGUCAUGUGCAUAUACUCGAAAAACCAAUUUGACAUUUUUCGAAGCUCUCGAAUCCGAAAAAGAGGCACACGAUUCACUCAGUCAUUUUCCCGAUUUUCUCGAAAAACCCAUAAUUUUCAUCGUCAAAAAUUUCACAAAUCGUGGAAGAUUCGAGGAUUUGGUCAAUGAUUGUUAUAAUAUUAUGAAAGAACGUUUUUUCAUUGGAGAAGAAGUCACAUUCACAGAAAAAUCGAGAAAAUAUCCAGCAAAAAUUAUUGGAAAUUAUGUGCUGUUUGAUGAAGCAAAAGCGAAUAGAUAUGAGGAUUUGUGAGUUUUUCGAACAAUUUAAAAUCAAAAUUGAAAAAGAAAGUUUCAGGCGUGACGCGAAAGGUGAACCUAGAGAACCUCUUUUACCAACUGGUGAACUUUAUCGAUAUACAAUUCAAUUGUUAGAAGGACCACAUUUGAUGGAAAAUGGAGGAGAUGAUGAAGAUGAUGGAAUUAGAGAACAUGUUCCGAUUGAAAAAUUAUUGUCAGUUUUUUUUUUUGCAAAAUUUUGGCAAACUUUGACUUUUCAUCAUUUUACAAAAAAAUAUCACAACAUUAGAUUUCUGUGCUGAAAACCGUCGAAAAACAAAAAAAAAGAAAACAUACAGAAUAUUAUAUUGAUCAGAGACAACGUAAAAUUGAGAGUGUCUAGACAAAUAAUUAGUUUUUUUUAAAUUUAUUUGUGUUCAAAAAACUAAAAUUCUGUCUAGACUCUCUCAAUUUUAUGGGCCUAUGCAGAAUAAUAUUUUGUAAUAAAAAAACAUUUUUUUCCUAUGCAGAAAAACGUCGAAAAAAAAACAAAAUAUACAGUUUAUUAUUUUGAGUAGAGACAACGUGAAAUUGAGAGAGUGCAGACAAAAAACCCAUUUUAUGUCUGCGCUCUCUCAAUUUCUCGUUGUCUUUAUUUUGUUUUUUCGACGUUUUUCUGCAUAGGAAAAAAAUGUUUUUUAAUGUUUUUUUAUUACAAAAUAUUAUUCUGCACAGGCCCAUUACGUUGUCUCUAAUUUAAAAAAAUCUGUAAAUUUAGUUUUUUUUUUCAAAGGUUUUCUCCUAAUCUACAUUAGCUCAUAAAUAUUAUUUUUUUUCCAAAAAUCACAAUCCAGAAAUGAUUAUUUGUUCUUCCAGCCGCUCAAAACACAUUGGAUCACGCCAAAAAGUCAAACUUUUCCUCAAAAAUGCUUGUUAUAUGCCAUGGCCUGGUGAUCAUUAUAUUGUAAAAGACGAAUAUUUGAUUGAUGGAAUUGUAAAUAGUUUAGAAUGGGAUAUGUUGUUAGCUGGAGAUCCGCCAGUUUGUCCACAAACACCUGUAUUACAAAGAGGAAGAACACCAAAUGUAAUGAAACCCGGAUAUGUUGAACCAGUUAAAAAAGUUAGAAGAAAGAAACAGGAAAAAGAAGUUGUGGUAACUGAUGUGAAAGAAGAGGUUCAGGAAAAUUUGGAAGUUAAACAAGAGGAAUAUUUUGAUGAGGAUAUGAAACCUGAUUUGGAAAUAUUGAAGAGCAAUCCAGCUAAAAAAUCGAGAAAAAAGAAGUCUGCUCCAGCUCCAGUUGCAGUUGAAGAUAUCAAAACAGAAGAAGGAGAGCCAUUAGAGACACCAAAGAAAAAACGAAAAAUAUCGGAUGGAAAGAAAAAGACACCGAAAAUAUCGGAAAAAAAGAAGAAACAAAUUCGAGAACAACAAGAACAAUUGGAACCAUUCUUCAAAGAUGCCGAAAAAUAUUCGAUUGAUUUGACCGAAUUCAAACAGGAUUUGGUAUUGUUGGAUGAGGCGAUUGUUGAGAAAUUUAAGGAGAGUGUGAAAGAGGCAAAAGAGAAGGUGAGCGAUUUUUGAGGGGUUUGAAUUAUUCUAGUCUAAAAAUUGGUAUGCUAUUUUUAAGGGAUUCAUGAAACUUAAACACUUUUUGGCUAACUCAGUUUCGAAAAAUCUCUAGAAGAUUAACAAUGUUUCGCUAAACAUCAUCAGACUGUCCUUGAAAUUUGGCGCGGAUCCACGAGUUUCUCAAUUGAACUUUCUAGCGUUCAAUUCUUGACUCCAAAAAAAAUCCCAAAAAAUUUUCACUGUUUCGAAAAUUUUAUAUAGUAUUUCAAUCAUCAAGUGUGGUGAUAGUUUUGAAUUUCUACUUCAUUAAACCUAAUUAAAUUCUGGAAAAAAUUUGGGGACCCUCAAAUUUCUAAUCAGAAAUUGACAACAAAUCCAUUUUUUCACAGAAUUUAAAAAUUUCAAUUAUCUCAACAACAAAAAAUUUGACUCCAAAAAGAAAAAUUCACACUUUUUUCAACUCUCCAAUAUUUCCAGGAAAAAGAGGCACAAAAAGAGGAACGCCGCAAGAAAAAUCGAGAGCGAACAAUUUAUAUGAGAAAACGAGAGGAUUUGAUUUGCGAUGAUUUGAAACCAUUGCCACGUUUUCCGACUCUCGAAUUACCAAAAUGGAUUAAUUCCGAUGAUUUCAACGAAUAUUUAUUUGUCAUGCAGUUUUUCUGUACUUUUCAAGAACUUUUGCCGUUGAAAGGUUAGUUUUCUUUGUAUUUUUGGAAUUAUUUUUUGACCUGUAAAAUGUACGUUUCAAAAUGUAUUAAUUACACACCGCAACUUUUCUACAAUAAUCCAAUAAUUUUGCUUAUACUUCAGAAAUUCGUGGUACAACUGAUAUUUAUCUAUCUGAUAUUAUAAUCGCAAUUCGAUGCAAUGAUCCACAAAAUAGUCCAUAUGCUGAUUUAUUACGAGUUAUUUUAUCAUCUCGUGCAGAUGUUGCUGAUGAAGAAGAUGGAGAUGAAGCUGAUUUAUCGAAUCGAGAUGAAAUUGCACUUUUGAAUGCACAAAAUUGUGAUCCGGGACAUUCGAUUUAUGGAGAACAAAUUCGUGAAUCCACAGAAUUGCAUUAUAAAAUUCGAAAAAUUCAUGGAAAACCGGUUCGACAUUUGCCUGUUGAUUGGAUGACUUUGAGCGAAAUUUUGAGAUUGGUUUUUAUGACAUCGGGAUAUUAUAGUGGAUUAUCGACACAUCGACAUCGAUUAUAUACAAGAGGAAAUUAUAAGGGGUUGGUUUGAGAUUUGGUUGACUAACUCAACAUUUCAGCUUCAAAAAUUCAUUUAAAAAAAAUAGUCAGGGGCUUGCAUUUCAAAAAUGUUUUGACAAUAAUGAUUUUUGAGGUCCUAUUUUUUCUGUGAAAAAUAAGAUUUUCUGUCGAAUUCCAAUAAAAAAUUUUGGUCUUCCCGAAUUUUUAUCAAAUCAAAAAAAUUAAAAUUUGAUGUGCUACCAGGAUGGAGAUUAGAAUUUCCCAAUGAAAAUACUGUAUAUGAAAUUUUUGAAACAGUGAUUUUUUUGGGGAAUUUUCGAAUAAAAAAUGUUUUGGAUAAUUUUUCAGCGGAAAUCCUCUCAUAAAAAGUUGUUAUUUUCAGAUACGAAGAUCCAUGCUUUGAAUUCCGUCAAAAUCAUCCUGAAAUCAUUGAAAAACUUCGAUCAAAAACAGUUUUCGAUCUCGAACCAAAUGAAAGACUUGAAAUCAUGAAGGCUUUAAUUCUCCAACUCUUGACAUAUUCAAAAUAUCGAAAUUAUAUUGAUGAACAACACAAUCAAAUCUAUGAAUAUCGAAAAGAACAAAAGAAAUUGAAAUUAUGGGAUCAGACACAAGAACAAGAAGCAAAUCAGGCUAGAAUUGCUAUUGAACAAAAUACAAAUGAAAAUAAAAAUGCGAAAAUUAGUCAAAUUGGAAAACGAUUGAAAACUCAUAUUAAAGGAUUGAAUGAAGGAAGAAGAGUUGAUCGAGAAGAUUUGGAUACGGUAAGCAAAUUUGGGGAAGGUUCGAAAGAUAAACUGAAAUUCUAACUAGAACUCACAACAUUUUAAUUUUCUUUAAAAUAUUCAGUUUUUAAAGUUCUGCGCAAAAAAUAAUUUUUCAAUUUUUACUUCAAAAAAUUCCGAAAAAUUUACGUUUCAAAAAUUUCACAUAGUAUUUUAGUCGCCAAAUUUCAGUGAUUUGAUAACGUCAUUUAUUUUUUGAACUUAAUUGAAAUUCGGGAAAAAAUUCGGAGACCAUUAAAUUUAUGAUAAGAAGUUGGCAAAAUAUCUAUUUUUCCACAGAAAUUGAAACAUAAACUUUCAAAAAUUCACUGUUUCAUAAAAAUACCAUGAAUUUAUAGAAGAGUAAAAGGUUUGAUUGCAGUUAAGUUGUCUGUUUCAAAAAAAAUUGGUGCAAAAAUAUUCUAAACAUGUCUCAGAAAAUUCACGUAGAAUUGUUAAAUUUCGGUGGAAAAAUCAAUUUGCCUGUUAGUUUUUGGCGCCAAAAGUUCACUAUUUCAAAAUUUUAAUAUACGAUUUUAUUCGUGAAAGUUUAUUGAUUUCCAUUCUUUGAAUGAAUCUAAUCAAAAUUCGAGAAAAAAUUAAGAUUAACUCAAAUAUGUAAUUUUUUACAAAAUUUGAAAAAUGAACUAAAAUAAUAAUUUCAAAAAUGCCCCCAAAUUUUGCAGAUACUUCUCGAAUCAGUUCCAUAUUCUGAACUUGACUUGGAUGAAAUUGUAACAGCUCGAAGUUUGCAAAAAGACGAAUAUGCUGAAUUAAUGAAAGAACUCGUCUCAAAAAUCUUUGAAAUUCAUUCAAUGAUAAGUGAUAUUAUAAUUGGAAAAGAUCGAGCAUUUCGAAAAUAUUUCAUUGUUGAUAAUCUUGCUGCAAUUUUAAUCGAAACUCCAAAUCCAAAAUUAGAUCAUAUUGGAAAUUGUGAUGAACCUUCGAUUGUUGAAAAACCUGAAUUAUUGAUUGAAAAUGAAACGCAAGAAGUAUUUAUUUGUAGUGGAAAUAUGGAAACGUGUAAAAUUCAUGGAAAAGAAACGAAAAAAUGGAGUUAUAUCAAUGGACCGGAACAAUUUGAGAAAUUGAUGAAAACUUUGAAUCCACGUGGUUUUCGAGAAAAUGAUUUGAUUGAAGAAUUCAAUCAAUUUAAACCAAAUUUGAUUGAGAUUUUGGAAACGACGAAAAAUUCAAUUGAAAAUGGAGAAUGGAUUGAGGGAUUAAUGACGAAUUCAGAAGAUCCGGCAGAAAGUUGGAAUAUUGAUUGGAAUCAAGAAUUGAGAGAUUUAUUAUUGGAUUUUGAAGAGAAAAUUGAGCAAGGACAAAUGGGAUCAAUAACGAAAACAUUUGGAAUUGAUCGAAUUAUUUGGAGAGAAAAUUUGAAGAAUUUGGGAGAUACAAUGAUGUUAUUAAAAGAAGAUAUUAUGAUUGGAAAUGAGAUUGUUGUAUCAAUUGAGGAUUUGUCGAAAUUUGAUGAGAUCAAGAAAUUGUGUAUUGCAUUUUUUCAAAUUGUUAAAUGCAUUUCGACGAAGUUUAUACAACAACCUUUUGUUAAUCAACAUAAAGAUGAGAGUGAGUUAUUGCAUUUUUUUAAUUUGAAGUUCGAACUGAAUUUUAAAUCAAAUUUAACAUUUUUUAAGAAGAUAAAUAGUGAAAAAUUCAAUUCGCUUGAAAAAAAUCUUUCAAAAAAUAUACUGUUUCAAAAAAAUAACACGAAUUUUUUUCAUUUUUGUUUCUCACAAUCAGUUCUUAUACCAAGAUUUUCCGAAAUGAAAAAAAAAUAAUUUUUAAAAAUGGACUGUUUCAAAAAACUUAUAUGAAUUAAUACAAUAGAAUUUUCAUGGAAAAUAUUCUAAACAUAGCUCAGAAAAUUCACGAGGGAAUUUUUGAAUGUUGGUCCAAAAAUCAAUUGUCAAUUUGGAGUUCUGGCACCAAAAAAAAAAUUUCCAAAAAUUUUUAUUUUUGACAGAAAAAAUUACUGUUUCAAAGAUUUCUGAUUAAAUUUUAAUGGUGAAGUGUUAGUUGUUUAAUGUUAUACUCCAUUUGACAAAUUGAUUUUAUUUAACAAUUUCACGAGUUUUUUUCGCGCCAUUUUUAGGAAUUAAUAUAAUGUCUGUCUACUUUUCUUUGAAACAGUCAAUUUUAAAAAAUGAUGAAAUUUUGACAAACUUAUGAAAACUAAUAAAAAAUAUCACUUUUGUCGGAAAAUGAAGUUUUCUAAUUCAAAAUCCAAUCAUUAUUUUCAGACGGAAUUCCAAAACCAUCAGAAAUGUUCAUUCGAUGGCAAAAAAGUUUAAUCGAAUGUGAAUCUCUUUCAUCUCUCUCACUUUUUCUUUCAACAAUCGAAGUUCAAAUACAAUGGGGAAAAUCUCGACUUCAAGGAAAAUGCAAAAAAUGUCGAAGAAAAGGAGCAACAAAUGAAUUAAUAUUAUGUUCAGAAUGUGAUAAUUGUUAUCAUUUGACAUGUGUUAAUUUGGAAAAUGCGGAAGAAAAUGAAAAAGAAUCAUGGAAAUGUGUGAAUUGUAAUGCGAAUAAAAGAAAACUUGUCAAUGAAGAAAAGAGAAAAAAGAAUACAUCGUCACAAAUUGUUGUUUCUGCAAUUGAAAGAGAAAAUGGUGAAGAUGAGAUGCCAAUGUUAUUAAAUGAAACAGAAUCGGAUUCGAAAUUGAUAUCUGACACUGAAAAUAGUAUGAGUGAUAUGGAAAUAACAAGAACUUUGAGUGGAAGAGCUGUGAGAAAAGUGCAAUAUAAUGAUAUGGUUAAAGUGGCGACAACGAGACCGAAAAGAUCUGGAUUGAAGAAUUUUUCGCAUAAAAAGUGAGUUGAAAUAGGGCAGUUGGUGAAACAUUUCUGAAAUCCGGUUCCGAUCGAUUUUUUCAAAAUGUAACGACUUCGGUUCAGGAAUUUUGAAAAGAAAAUCUGAAAUGUUUUUGUUUCAUCAAAAGUUUAAUUUUUCUAAAAAAUCGUUUCGAAAAAACAUCUGAUUUUUUUUCAAAAUAAUAUGUUUCAACAACAAAACACCCCAUUUUUGUUGCAGUUUUGAUAGCAAUGAUGAAUACACAAGCCAAACUGAAGAAGAUGAAACCGAACAAGAUUCUUCGGAAAUAAUAACCGAAGAAGAAAAAGAAGAAAUUGAUAGAAGACGAAGUAAACGAACACCAAAAAGAAAGAAUUUCGAAAAACUCGAUCAAGUCAAACGACAAUUACCACAAAAUAUUCGAGAAAAAAUGUUGAAAAUUGAGAAUUUGUUGAAAGAAUCGAUGAGAGAAGAAUUCUCGUGGCCAUUUAUUGAAGCAGUUGAUCGAAAAGAAGUUCCAGAUUAUUAUGAUGUCAUCAAGAGACCAAUGAAUUUGAGAGCCAUGAUGAAUAAAUUGAAACAAAGAAUUUAUAAUGAACCAAUUGAGGUAGGAAUAUUUUGGAACAUUAGGGCUGCAAAUUAGUUUUUUUUAAUAAAAUUCUGAAUUUUAAAGAUUCACGAAUGUUUAAAACUUUUACAACGUUCACGAAUUAUUUCCUAACUUUUCGUAAAUUGGAUUUUUUUUUCAGAUUCGAAAUGAUUUCUUUUUGAUAAUCGACAAUUGUGAAACCUACAAUGAAACUGAAAGUGAAAUUUAUCGAGUAAGUUUUUUUUUCAAGUCCAUUUUCUCCUAAAAUCAAUGUUUUUUUCAGCUUUCCCGUCAACUUUUCGACUUCUUAAAUCCACGCCUCGACGCAAUUAUCGACUCAUAA